Molecule: messenger RNA, 462 nt
Organism: Brassica oleracea var. oleracea
Lineage: Eukaryota; Viridiplantae; Streptophyta; Magnoliopsida; Brassicales; Brassicaceae
Product: thionin-like protein 1
Exons: 2
Coding region: 38-397 (119 amino acids)
Source: RefSeq, a predicted model, not a curated record
AAACAAUUUCCAUCAGCUUUUAUAUCCUCAAGAAAACAUGGACAGCAAAAGAAUGGCUAUGUUGGUGGUGAUGAUGUUGGUGAUGGGGAACAUUUUGUUUGAGGCAGAGGGUAUGGCUUUUACAGAUUGUUAUAAAGGCUGUUUUGUGAUGUGUGCUGCAUCUUCUAGCGGAUUCAAGAAACUGUUCUGUCCUUUCUCGUGUAUCAAGGCCUGUAAACAGCCUACACCUUCUUCUGAGGCAACUCUAAAUGAAAUUGACCAGACUGAUUAUUUUUGUAAACUCGGAUGUGCCACUGAUCGUUGUGCUUCAUCCUCCUCGAUCCAUGAUAAGGAUCAUGCAGAGAAAGUUUCAGUAUGUGUGGAUUCAUGCUCAGAUAUAUGCUCCCGCAAGAACUAAAACACAAAUUAGUUUGUUAUUGUAUACUUCCAUGAAAAAUCAAUGUCUAAAUUAAAAGAUUCGAG